AUGCCAGAAAUACAGAAUCAAAUAAAAAACUUGAAAAAACCACCGAAGCAAUCGAAACCAAGUCGAAGUCUGGAAGUUGUUCAAAUGAAACAAGAUUAUACUAAACUACCCAUACGAAAACGCUUGGAUCACUUAUUAAAAUAUUUAUGGCAACGUCAAAGAUGGUAUGAUGCAGCUGAUGCCAAAAUUCUCUUUCGUCGAUCAGAAAACAGCAGAGAUGGGCUGUCAGUCAAUGAUUAUCGAUGUUAUUCUUUAUCUGCUAUGAAAAGACAUUUAUCAACGUCAAUUAGCGCAGCAAAUCAUGAAGAUCUUUGUCUUUGGCGUUAUGAAAAAUACACGCACGACUUGUAUGUAUUUAAACAAGUGCAGCACUUUUUGGAAUCGUUUCAGGACAAACCGGUAUCUAUCCUCGAAAGUAUACUUCUCGAACUACGAAUAUUAGUCAAGAAACUCAAUGUACUUAUUGUUCUAUGUACCGUUUACAUGUGCUGUAAAUCAAGGGAUCAGGUUAUUGAUACGACUAAACUGCGAUUUCCCAAAUUGACGAAUAUUGGAACAGAAAGAGAGCAACUGGAAUUUUUCGACCUUCGUGAUGAAAAGUUAUCUGAUAAUCUGAAGGAAUUCAUAUUAAAAAGUUCAGCGGCGAACAGCUCAGUCACCAUCGAUGAAGAUAGUUGGAAAUAUUCAAGUGCACAAGAUGAUCAGACCAUCUCAAACUUCUUGGACGAGAUAAACUCAGUAGUUUGA
This is a messenger RNA of Adineta ricciae, 747 nucleotides long. NCBI's taxonomy places the organism in Eukaryota, Metazoa, Rotifera, Eurotatoria, Adinetida, Adinetidae. The record is from the annotation of a GenBank genome assembly.